This is a messenger RNA of Heterobilharzia americana, 2447 nucleotides long. Lineage: Eukaryota; Metazoa; Platyhelminthes; Trematoda; Strigeidida; Schistosomatidae. The record is from the annotation of a GenBank genome assembly.
AUGAUUGGUUGCUUCGAAUUUUUAAAGCUAUUACUAAAUGAUAUGAGCUGGAUUGCCUGAUCAUUGUGUAGAAAUAGCCAACAUUUCAAUCAGACAAGAUAUAAUAUUUAUAAAGCAUGAACACUCAUAUAUUUAUACGUCAAAUUACUUUCCUCAUUAUUUGUAUUUUCCACAAUGAAUGCGCAGUUUUAGAUACAAGUUCAAUCAGAGAUGAAAUAGUAGAAACAUUAUUUGCCAAUUACCAGAGUCAUGUUCGGCCUGGAGAACUAAUUCGUAAUGCAACAGUGGUCACAGUUUAUAUAUCUGUAUCUGCUAUAACAUCUGUAGAUGUGCGUAAUAUGGAAUACACUAUUGAUAUGCUACUUCGUCAAGCAUGGUAUGAUCCCAGGUUAGCAUGGGACCGAAUCGACAAAUUUAAACAUUAUACUAAAAACAUUGUUUCACCAGUUUUUAAAGAAAAAAUUUGGUUGCCAGAUUUGUUCUUUCGAAAUGGAAAAGAAGGUAGAUUGCAUAAAAUGACUUGUGAGAACUUGUUAAUUCGCAUACAACCCAACGGUGAAAUACUAUAUAGUCAAAAGAUUACUAUGCGUAUGGCUUGUCAAAUGGAAUUACGGACAUUCCCAAUGGAUACUCAGGAGUGUGAUAUGAAUAUUGGUAGCUACGGAUAUACACUAGAACAAGUGAGUUUCGUGUGGAGAAACGUGUCACCUGUAACUUUGCCAGAAAAUUUACAAAUAUCAGAAUUCGACCCACCAGAAGUGGUGAGAGCAUAUGACUGCACAAGUGGGUAUUCUACAUCAACUGGGCAAUACACAUGUUUGAAUGCAACAUUUACACUACAACGUCAGUUGGGCUAUUGGCUGGCAAGCACUUACAUACCUAAUAUUCUCAUAAUGGUUGUUUCAUGGCUAAACUUCUGGGUUAGCUUGGAUGCAAUUCCAGCAAGAGUUAACUUGAGUUUGCUUACACUUCUUGGUGUGAUAACUCAGUCGACUAGCUAUGCAAGUUCCCUUCCCAGAGUAUCGUAUAUCAAAGCUAUUGAUAUUUGGACAAUUGCAUGUAUAACUUUUAAUUCUGGCGUUUUACUCGAAUUCGCAAUAGCUUCUCAUCUUGCACGACGUCAGAAAGUUUCUGAAUGGCAGGUGGAAGUUAGAAAGUUAGUUAGACGGGAGCUAGCAAGGUGGUGCUCAGCUUGUCAAAUUCAGUAUGCACAGAGAGGACCAUCUGCACUCUCAGCUUACUCAGCUUCGAGUAGAUCAAAUGAUAAAGUCGCUGACUACAUAAAUUCAGUAUCCACUGCUGCAUUUGCCAUUCAAAAUAGCCCCAUACUCGAAAGAACAAGCCCUCAAAUGUCUGUUCGUUUAACGAAGUCAGGUUUAAUGUCAUCCGCAAGUAUGAAGUCAGAAAGAUCAGAAAAAGUUUCCCGAGGCACAUUUUACGAAUUAGUUGCUAAUGACUCGGCGCUUUCUGCUUUAGAUACAACACAAAAAGACGCCCUUCUUCCAUCAAGUGAACCGCCACGAAUCAAGAAAACAGCAUCUAUGUCUAAAAUCGACAGUUAUAGUCGGUUUCUUUUCCCGGCAUGCUUCCUACUGUAUAACUGCUUUUAUUGGUUGUAUUAUUUGGUGAUUGUUAAGCAAAAAUAACAAUGAAACGAAGGUAACAUAAUACUAUUAUCAAUGAAUAUUAUCUCCGAAGUUAUUCCAGACCUCAUCACUGAUUGAUUAGGUAUUUUGAUAUGUUGAUAAAAGUGAUGAAUUUGAUUGAAUCCCUGAACAAACGCAUCGCUCAACUAUUAGCAUACUUAGGCAAUAAAAGAAAGGUAGCCUAGAAUUUUCAUUUUCAAAGUUCCACUCAAUGUUAAUCUGCAUGGAGUUUCCUUAACAUAGAAGGAUUGAUUUAUAAACAAUAUACAUUAUUAUGAGACAUUUAUUUAUCAUUGUGUUUAAUUUCCAAUGCCAUGAACUAUUAGAUUAUUCUUGUAUUUUCUAUAGUAGCUGUGAUAACAGUAGUAUGGAUAAUAAUAAUAAUAACACGGAAGUGUGCACAGUACUUGUUGGUUUAUUUGCCCUUGAUUGGUUUUUCUCACCCUAUUUUUAGUUUACAUUUCCUUUUCAAUAACUAUUCAAAAUAUUUUAUUAAACUCAGUAGUAUCGUGUGUGGUGUUUAUGGUCACUACCUUUUAUCAAAUCAUCAAUCUAUUCUCCUUUCAUAAUCAUUUCAUCAUUAGCUAGAUGAGUAUUCUUUUAAAGCCAAAUGCAAAUGUCACUUGAUACUAGGGUGCUUACGCAUUCGAACAAACUUUGAGCUACUUAAGUCGUCUGAGAAGUGUUGUUUCGUUUGCAAUUAUAAAUUACCAGUGUAAACUCUAUAUUUUAUUACUUAGUCACCUGGUGUAUCAUAGUGACAAACAUGCAGAACAACCAUCAAUAUAAUAUGCACAUUUU